GCUGCCCCGGGAAGGGCGGGCAGCGGGGCCGCCGGGAAGGGCCGCUCUCAGCCCUCACAGAUGUGCUCCGGGCCCCGGCAGCAGGCAGUACCCGAUUAUCAAGAGUGAAGCUCCCCAGCGCUCCCCAGCAAUGGCAGGGAAAAAAGUCCUGAUAGUCUAUGCACACCAAGAGCCCAAGUCCUUCAAUGGAUCUUUGCUGAAGAUUGCUGUGGAAGAGCUGACCAAGCAGGGCUGCAGCGUCACCGUGUCGGAUUUGUACGCCAUGCAGUUUGAGCCCAGAGCAACAAGGAACGACAUUGUUGGUCACCUGCACAACUCAGAAGCCUUCAAUUAUGGUGUGGAAACCUGGGAAGCUUACAAGAGAGGAGCUUUGUCCAAAGACCUGGUUGAAGAGCAGAAGAAAGUGCAGGAAGCAGACCUGCUGAUUUUCCAGUUUCCCUUGUUUUGGUUCAACAUGCCUGCAAUCCUGAAGGGCUGGAUGGACAGAGUCUUGGUCCAAGGCUUUGCUUACGAUUUGUCAAAGGUUUAUGAUGGUGGCUUGCUCCAGGGCAAAUUAUCCCUCUUUUCGUUCACCACGGGAGGAGGCCAAGAGAUGUAUUCAAAAGAAGGUAUCGGUGGUGAUGUUCGCUAUGUCCUGUGGCCCAUGCAGCAUGGAAUCAUGCACUUCUGUGGUGUCAAAGUCCUUGAACCUCACAUCUGUUAUGCUCCAGAGAAUGUCUCUGAGGAGAAGAGGAAGGAGAUGCUGGCUGCCUGGAGCCAGCGCCUGAAGACUCUUUGGAAGGAAGAGCCCAUAGACUGCUCUCCUGAGUGGUAUUUCAAGUAAUGGUCAGGGGCAAGACUACAGAGAGAAGAUUUUCUUUUUCCCCAUUCUUUUUGAUGCUCUAUCUAAAUACCUGAACACUAAUCUCCUAAUUCAAAUAUAUUUUAAGAAUUUUGAAUACUACAUCUAGCAGUUUAACUGACAACAUGGCAUUUAUCUUCACUGAUUCCCAAGAGAUUCCCUUCAAGGAUGGGUGCAAAACUCUUUAUGUUGUUCUCCUUGUUCACAUAAAUUGUGUCAUCCUGCUUCCCGUGCUUGAUAACACAUAUGAUAUUUCAUGGCAGAUUGUACCAUUGCUGCUUGUGAAACAGUAUGUGGCCAAGUUUAUUUUAACACUUUUUGUACCAGUUGCCACUUUUUUUUUUCUUUGCCAGGGAAUAUGGUGUCCAUACUCAACCUUUAAAAGCCCAAGAUGGAUUGUGGUAGCGCUACACUUGUGCCUUGGAGCAACAAAACCAUGAGUAGUGUUGCAAAAGGAUGUACCAUUGCAAAGUGUCUUUAACAGCUGGAAAGCCUUGUGGGCAGCCCUAGGCUUCUCCAGAUCC
This is a messenger RNA of Melozone crissalis (California towhee), 1365 nucleotides long. RefSeq names its product ribosyldihydronicotinamide dehydrogenase [quinone]-like. Gene Ontology annotation, molecular function: NAD(P)H dehydrogenase (quinone) activity. The record is from RefSeq and is a predicted model, not a curated record. Gene Ontology annotation, cellular component: cytosol. The transcript is spliced from 7 exons. NCBI's taxonomy places the organism in Eukaryota, Metazoa, Chordata, Aves, Passeriformes, Passerellidae. The coding region runs from base 131 to 823 and encodes 230 amino acids.